AUGGCAUUGCGCACAUCGGCCGACAACGCAGAGGAUGUGGCAGCUGGCUUCCGGAUGCUGCGCGAUCCUCUGCCCGAACAUGCAACGGAGAUCACCAGUCUCAUUGCCGACCUCUACUCCAUCAGCACAUCCUUGACAAGCCUGGAUGACCUCACCAAGAAUCGUCACUAUCGGCACAAUGUGGCUAUCGCCAAAGAAGACCUGGAUCUGGUGCAGACUAGCUUGAAGUAUACACUCGAGGACAUUGUGGAUUUCUUCGGCGACAUUGAAGUGCAGAAAGGGUCGAACCGCGAGGUCUACAAACGAACAUGGCUUAGCCUUACUGCGUUCUUCCAGAAGGAGUCUCACGAGCCGCUUCCCACUCGUCUAGCCAAGUACAAGGCGUUUCUACGGGAAUUGGAAGAUUUGAUCAAGGACAAAUUUCCCGAAACACCUCUUAUGAGUGGUCUACGCAACAACCUCAAGGGUCUCCUGAUCCAGCAAGAAAACCGGCUUACUCCGCGAUUUGGCGGCCUCUCACUGGGCACUCCGUCGUCUAGCACCACGAGUGCCGAGCCAGGAAGUCCAGUGAGUGAUCGACGACCCCGGAACCGUAGGUCGUACGAGCGGGCCAGACCAUCUCAUCGCUCGCCUCAAUCGCCCCUUUCUCCCUCAUCAGGGACAUUUUCGGAUAUCCCCCCGUCUGCGCCUGAUGCGCCGGGUUCGCCUACGACCGGCUCUACAACCACUACCAGUCAGUCCGCAGGCUCCAAUACGCUAGUGAGCGACCAUUGGGCCAAGCGGGUGUUUCUCGAUGAGAUUACAAUGACCCCCAUUCCUUACGUAGGCGAAAGUUCGAAAUGUCUCGGUGACCAUUCUCCCGGGGUCAAGCGGUGGCUAAAAGAUGAGGGAUUCGAGGAACUUUUCCAGUUAGCAUUCACCGGCGACUCGGACCUUCGCGUGCAUUUCUACCUUCGCGAGGAUGAUCACCGAGCGCGGAUAUUGUGCAAGGCUCCUCACACCACUCGACCGAGCGAAUACUUCUGCAUGCCUCUAAAUCUCCUGGAAAUUGUCCGGGUUGGCUCCUGUCUGAACCUCUGCCGGCGACGGCGCGGCGGGUACGAGCUGGUCCUGUGGGCCAACCUCAAGUUCAGCACCAUCGAGCAGAUGGUCCUUUUCUUCUGCACAUUCCUCGCGUUACGCUCCCAGGACGCCGGUCGACCUGUGGAGAGCAUCCGUGACUACGAGCUCGAUAACGAGGAAGAGCUCUUUGGAGGACAGAUCCUCGAUGAUAAUUACCUUCAUGCGUUGCGCAUAUACCGGGACAAGGUAUCUGGAGCCGUGAGGCUGCAGGCAUCCGUCCACAAGGGGGAGAUGAAACGGGCGCCUGUAUGGACUGCCUUUAUCACUCAGAACCUCGGGACGCGGGGCUGGAUCCGCCGUCCGGACUCGAAGGUGGUCGUGCUGCGUGAGCUCCGUCAGACUAUCUUCAUGUUCGCGGCGGAUUAUACCCCGCAGAAGACGUCGAGGGGGGAGCAUAUCUUGCAGUUUACGAAUCGUGCUGAUGCCCAAGGUUUCGUAGAGACCAUCGCACAGCUGGCGAAUACUCGCUAG
Aspergillus lentulus is the source of this 1593-nucleotide messenger RNA. RefSeq lists its product as uncharacterized. NCBI's taxonomy places the organism in Eukaryota, Fungi, Ascomycota, Eurotiomycetes, Eurotiales, Aspergillaceae. The record is from RefSeq and is a predicted model, not a curated record.